This is a messenger RNA of Haliotis rufescens (red abalone), 3409 nucleotides long. RefSeq lists its product as uncharacterized. The transcript has 25 exons. Bases 424 to 2517 code for a protein of 697 amino acids. The record is from RefSeq and is a predicted model, not a curated record. NCBI's taxonomy places the organism in Eukaryota, Metazoa, Mollusca, Gastropoda, Lepetellida, Haliotidae.
UUCGUCAAUGUCGUACUGUACGGCGACCGGGAUUCAAGCUGCUAGAUCCGAUAUCAGUAGCAGUUGUACAUUUACUUCCCGGUGCUUUGCAUUAUUGAUAGUUUCUCAGAAGUCAUGUCAACUUUCGGUUCAGCAGUAUACCAGAUUGUUUUACUACAACAUAGUCGUGAGGCAACAUUCAAAUCAAUACAACAAGAAUAUGUCGAUGGCGGUUCUACAUACGGCCUGACGGUGUGUGUUACGCGCGUUACAAAGGCCAUUUCCAAAAAGAAAAACACACAUGGAAUGCGUCUUUGGGCAUAGAGAAGAAAUGUUGUGAGAACCGCAACCUACCUACUGUCAGCACAGACACACACCAAGGAAACCACGCCACCGCGUACUAAAAUCUAUUAAGCACUUUGCAGUCAUAGUAACAGACGCAGUAUGGACCAGCCGGACGUUGGACUCGGUCAAGGGUGUGGACGGGGAAGGGGGUAUAUCCUGAAGCAAGCCAUUGAAGACGCUACAUCAACCUCUAGGGUGAAAUCCGAAACAAAUACUGGAGAAAUGUCAAAAAUCCAAGAACCAAAUCAGUCGACUGUAUCAGACGAAGAGAUCAAGAAUUGGUUAAAAAAGGAGCUGACCGGACGCAAAGGUGGGAUAUGGACCAAGCAUUUGCCGGGGUUCUUUAGCAAAUUCUUUCAUGCCAGUGCGCCAGAUGACUUCAUCAGGAAGAUACAGAGUUGGUCUCAAAUGUUUCAAAUUGACAGCAUCACAGGAGGAGAAAUCAUACGGCUGUCACGCGAAGUCCACGUUGAACAAGGAGGAAAUACAGAGGAAUCAAUACCAAAUGUUGAAACUGUUCCGGACAAGUAUAUACAGAUUUGGCUGAAAAAGGAACUGUCCAAAAGCAACAGUGGAAUUUUGAUGACGGACAUUCCUCGUCUCUUCAAAGAAAACUUCAAUGCUCCGGCACCUGAAGAUCUGAUUACGAAGACACGGUCAUGGACUAAUAUGGUUCAAAUCGAAAGUAUUCAUGGACGAGAGAUUAUGACGUCAACAUCAAGAAUAUCUCCAACACGCCAUCCAAAGAAACCACAAGACGAAGACACACAGGCCAUGAAGGAAAGCACUUCAGAUAACAAAACAGUUUCCAAGGCAGUCUGCAUACCUGAAGAAGGAUCAUUUUUGGACGUGCACGUAAAAUGGCCGGAAAGCCCAACAGACUUUUGUGAAUCAAUACCAAAUGUUGAAACUGUUCCGGACAAGUAUAUACAGAUUUGGCUGAAAAAGGAACUGUCCAAAAGCAACAGUGGAAUUUUGAUGACGGACAUUCCUCGUCUCUUCAAAGAAAACUUCAAUGCUCCGGCACCUGAAGAUCUGAUUACGAAGACACGGUCAUGGACUAAUAUGGUUCAAAUCGAAAGUAUUCAUGGACGAGAGGUUAUGACGUCAACAUCAAGAAUAUCUCCAACACGCCAUCCAAAGAAACCACAAGACGAAGACACACAGGCCAUGAAGGAAAGCACUUCAGAUAACAAAACAGUUUCCAAGGCAGUCUGCAUACCUGAAGAAGGAUCAUUUUUGGACGUGCACGUAAAAUGGCCGGAAAGCCCAACAGACUUUUGUGAAUCAAUACCAAAUGUUGAAACUGUUCCGGACAAGUAUAUACAGAUUUGGCUGAAAAAGGAACUGUCCAAAAGCAACAGUGGAAUUUUGAUGACGGACAUUCCUCGUCUCUUCAAAGAAAACUUCAAUGCUCCGGCACCUGAAGAUCUGAUUACGAAGACACGGUCAUGGACUAAUAUGGUUCAAAUCGAAAGUAUUCAUGGACGAGAGGUUAUGACGUCAACAUCAAGAAUAUCUCCAACACGCCAUCCAAAGAAACCACAAGACGAAGACACACAGGCCAUGAAGGAAAGCACUUCAGAUAACAAAACAGUUUCCAAGGCAGUCUGCAUACCUGAAGAAGGAUCAUUUUUGGACGUGCACGUAAAAUGGCCGGAAAGCCCAACAGACUUUUGUUGUAUCCUGUAUAAACAUCAUCCGGAACUAGAGUCAAUGAUGGAAGAGCUCAACGCAUGCCUUGCUGCUAAAUCAGAAACAAUGUUGAAUACGGCACUGGUUCCAGAUGACGUAUAUGCGGGGAAUUACCGUGGCACUUGGUAUCGAGUUAUCUUUAAGGGAUAUUCAGAAGAUAACAUGGUGAUGACGUAUUUGGCUGAUUCCUGCAGUGUUGUAAAGCUCAAUAUGGACCAGCUACAGGAACUACCAAACAAAUUUAAAAGCCUUCCUGUCGGUAGUUUUAAAGCACGACUUCAUGGUGUUGCUCCAGCUGAAGGAAGCAACCAGUGGUCCGAGCAGGCUCGAAAAGCUUUCAGUAUUAUCACAACAGAGCGGGACUUUGUUUGUCUGAUAUGUGAUAGAGCUGAUGACAAUGGAGUGGUAUCAGUCAGACUUGUUGACACGUCCACUGAGGAUGACGUGGUGGUUGAUGAAGUCCUGGAAGAGCGUGACGAUGUUGUGCGAACACCGUGAUACCAACAAAAACCUUCAGAAGAUGAUAAGAUGUAAAGUUGUGAACAUCUCUUGUUUUGAAGACACAAUGUACAAAUAUACAUGACAUUUUUUUUCGCCAUUUUUGCAGAAUGCAACGAGUUUCUCAUGUAUUAAUGUAUGCAUACCUAAUAAACAAUUUAGAUUUUAUUUAGCUACAUAUAUGUUAAUGUAACACUUACUCUAUUUGGCCAAAUUAAGAUACUUAUACAUUUUUCGCUGUCAACUGUUUCACUGACAAGGUUGAACUAAGAGGUCAACCACUAUGACUUGGACCAUUUGAUAAAUGUAAAUAUUCCUCAUGUUAAAACUUCCAAAAUUCGUACACAAAAGUAUAUAAAUAUGUAUCCAGCCCUCAACUAGCCAUCCGAUCAGUAUCAAGAACAUGUAUGUAUAUCCAGCCCUCAACUAGCCAUCCGAUCAGCAUCAAGAACAUUUGACAAAGGGCAGUUACUCUAGCGGACAGACUGAUGGAUUGCCGCGAAAGGCAAUUAAUAAAAAAUGUUGUUUUGCGUAUGUGUUGCUUCACCACUGUAUAAAGAAACAGAUUUCAGUUGGAACUAACUUGGCUACUGUCACUGUCCGACUGACACAUCACUUACCCUGUGACGUAAUAAAUCUUAAUGUGCGCAUUCCAGGAAAACAAUGCAUAAGCGCUGUACUCGCCAAGGCUCGCUAAAUACAAUGUUUAUUCCUAAUGCAGGAUAUUUACCAUCCCCAAACACACUCGCGUGAUAACCUCUUUGUACAUCUGUAAUAUCUUUGUUCGUUCCUGCAUUAUGACUGACUCAUUAUAUUGUAUUUCGUCUUGUUCAUAUCGUGAACUGCACCUCGUGACAAUGGAGGAAAUAAAGUAUAUGUAUAUGUCACAACA